Molecule: messenger RNA, 2153 nt
Organism: Plectropomus leopardus (leopard coralgrouper)
Lineage: Eukaryota; Metazoa; Chordata; Actinopteri; Perciformes; Serranidae
Source: RefSeq, a predicted model, not a curated record
AUUCACUCUCGGGUCGGUCACGCACACAGCCAAGGCCCAGCUGAGUGUGGCACUCCUGCCUGAUGUGAUCACUCUGAAGAUCAACCCUCUUUCUGUAGACUGUUCAGCAAAGGACACUGAAUAUGUUGCAAUCGAGGUCACUGCCACCAUCCUAAAUAGCACAGAGGACUUUGUCGUUGAGGGGUUCUACAGAACGGAACCACCCACUAAACCAUCUAAGACCUCUGAUGGAGGCAAUCUGGUCUAUACUUUCAACGUUCAAGUCAGUUGCGAAAAAAUUCCUCAACAAGUCUUUAAUGUUACUUUCAAGAACAGGAUUGAGCAAAAGAGAAGUGCAGCCGUGAAUAUCCCAGUCAUUUAUGAGGGUGAAAAAAUUUGCAAAGAAGAAACAUUGGAAGGAGAAUUUUGGCCAGACACACCAGCUGGAAACACAUUGAUUAAUCGAACAUGCACACCGGGCAGAGUUGGUUAUAAGUCACGCACUUGUGGUAAUACUUCUGUAUGGCAAGAUGUGUAUAAUUAUUGCGUCGACGAAGAGUUGGGCAAAGUGGUGGAGUCUGCAGAUAACUUCGCAAAGGGGCUCGGGGCUACACAAGAGGAGGCCGAGACCAUAUUUCAAGGACUUAAGAACAGCUCUGCAUUGAAUUCUGAUGAAAGUGACUCUUUGGCAGAUGUUACAGCUUCCAUCAAUAUUCUUAAUGUAAUGGCCGGUGCAUCGGAAACAUUUCCUUUGAAAGAGGAUGUUUUUCCUGAUUUUGUCAAUGCAGCAAGCAAUAUGUUGAACAAGUCCUGGAGUGGGUUCAAUGACUCUACUAAGCAGGACAUGUCAUCAAAAUACCUGCAGUCUGUGGAGGGUCUGGUGAAGAAUAUCAAGGUCAACAAGAGCAGUGGAAUCAACACUUCAAACUUAGAACUAAAAUUUUGCUCAAGUAGUGACUGUAUUGUGUCUGUGUUUGGCAUUGAUGUGAAUCUAAACAAGAGCAACGGAAUCAUGAAAACUGUUGCUGUGAAAAAUCUAAUGGAUAAAUUAGGAAACAAGAUUGCCAAUACAGAGCCGACCAGCCUUUUAUUGUCAGCCACAUUGGAGAACAACAAUGAUACAUCUAUAGCAAUUACACUGACAUUCCCCAACGACCGAAAGAAUAUCACCGAGCCUUUCUGCGUCUUCUGGCACAUCAACAAAAAAAGCUGGUCAAAGCACGGAUGCUCUGUAAAAUCUAGCGACGCUAACCACACGGUCUGCGAAUGCAACCACCUGACUUCAUUUUCUGUCCUCAUGGCUAAGAGAGAUGUGUCCACUAAGGCCCUUGAUAUGAUUACCAAUGUGGGCUUGGGUGUGUCCAUCUGCUCCUUGUUGAUCUUCCUCAUUAUUGAGUUGCUGGUGUGGUCAGCCGUGGUCAAGACCAACCUCUCACAUUUCCGUCACACAGCCAUAGUGAACAUUGCUGUGUUUCUCUUGCUUGCUGACUGCAGUUUCCUGGCGUCCAGCAAUCCUGAAACCAUUGGUGACACUUGGUGUCUAGUUUUGACAAUUUGCAAACACCUGUUUUUCUUGGCCAUGUUCAGCUGGAUGCUGUGCAUGAGUGUCAUGCUUGUCCACCAGCUCAUAUUUGUCUUCAGCCCGCUCCGCAAAAGAGUCUUCAUGUUCUUUUCCAGCAUUGUAGGCUAUAUUUGCCCAAUCUUAAUUGUAGGAUCCAGCUAUAUGUAUAGCAACUACACCAACAAGCCUUACCAUAAUAGCACAACAUGCUGGCUGGUUUAUGAAAGGCUCUUGGAGGGUUCAAUACAUGCUUUCUUCCUCCCUAUUGGCACCGUUAUUUUAACAAAUAUCUUUUCCAUGGUGGUCGUCAUUCUUACACUGAUGAAGUCUUCGGCCCCGGAGGGCAGCAACACAAGUGACAAGGAGACAGUGAAAAGCAUCCUAAAAGUGGUGGUAUUUCUCACGCCUGUUUUUGGAGUAACAUGGAUAAUUGGCUUUGCUCAGCUCCUUAUGGAUGAAACCAGUCCCAUGUAUGAUAUUGUUCUCUACAGUUUUACCAUCCUCAAUUCCUUCCAGGGUUUUUUCAUUUUGUUGACAGGGUGUCUCGCAGAGCAGAAGGUAGGCUUUUCAUCUUGUUAGAUGAGUGUCAAUAUGUUCAUUGAUUUAUUGAAAA